ACUUUAACACUCACCCAAAAAAAAAAAAAAUUCGACAGACAAACAUCUAGUCUUCUCUUCCAGACCGCUGCUCUGCGCCACAUCCACCAACGUCGGCGACAAAGUCCACACCGCCAUCAUUCAUCCUCUGCGUCUCUAUCCCUCCUUCAUGCUCCAUCGUUGUUGGCUUCGUCUCCCUCUUCUCGUCGGCUCUCUCAUCCUCACCUCUCUCUCUCUCUCUCUCAGGCCAACAACAGUGAGCGAGACGACCUUGCCAGCCUCCAAAUUUGAGGUGGCUGACUUCAGAUUUAGAGGCCAAUAUCUCCCUCUCUUUCUAUCAACCUCUGAUUUGGCUGAUGCAAAUAGAGAGAAAGAGAGGGAGGGAGGAAAGAAGAGAGAGAAAAAGAGAGGGAGGGAUGAGUGAGAAAAAGAGGGGGUUUGAUUUCAGGAAAAAAAAAAGGGUGUGAGUUGCAGAGUACGCGGAGGAUGAAGGAGCAAGAGGCGACAAAUUUUUUUUUUCUCCUCAAUUUUUUUUGGAUGACAGCUGUCAAGAGCUCAUUGAAUGGGGAUACUUAGGUGGAUUUCUUACCCUAUCCCCGUGCCAGGAAAGUUUUUCUCCUAGCGAGGAGGCAUUGUCGUGAAGGUCCAGGUGGCGGGUGGAGCUAAGCUCGAAGCGGACGCAAGCAUUACCAAACAGAAAGAAGAUUUUUAUAUGAAUACGUCAGAGAAAGAGAGAGAAGGUCUUGCGUUUGAUUGAUUGAAAUUUGAAGCUACCAGAGAAAUGAGACUGUCCAGAAUGUUGCCCUUAAGCUCAUCAGCCAUUAACAACGGCUCUCAUAUUUCCUCAUCAACUUUGCCCCCAUCCUUCUACUCUCUCACUCCUCGCCAACCCAGCAUUAACCCAAAAAAUCCCAUCACCAGGAAUUUCAUCUCCCUCAACAAAUCAUCGUUUUCUCCCCUCAAAUAUUCAAUCUUCACCAACAAGCAAUACAUGUCCACCAUUUGUAGCUCCAAAUCUGACAAUGGAUCCCACGAUUCCCCUUUCCAGGGAGGUGAAUCAUUUUUCAGGGAAGUGUUGGCAAGUAUGGAGGCUGUCUACUUGAGCAGGAACCCAACAGCAAAAGCAGUGUUGGAGCUCGUUGGGUCGGUUGCUGAUGACCAAAUUUGCUAUGAUCAUUUCGCUUUUAGGACAUUUGGGGUGAAUGGUUAUGGGAUUGACUCCAUGGCUAAAUUUUUCCUGGAUUUCGGGUACACGCCUCGGGAGGAGUUAAGAUUCCCUGCUAAAAAAUUGAGAGCAUUGUGGUUUUCUCCUCCCAGUGUUCCAACUUCUCGUGGUGGCAGUGGUGUUAAUGGACCUUUACCAAGAGUGUUUGUAUCUGAGCUUCUUGUGGAUCAGAUGAGUCCACAAACUCAGGAUAUAAUCAAAAAGUACACUGGAAUAUCUGGUUCUGGAAAUAAACAUGCUGCUCUAGCAAGUGCACUGGGAUCGUUAACGUGGGAAAAGCCAUUGCAUUCUGAAUUUCAACAAUUGGCUAGGGAAAGCGAAUAUGCUGCCUGGACCCUUGUCAAUGGGUAUGCACUAAACCAUGCCACUAUCUCAACUCAUCAGCUGAAAUCUCGAUUGAGAGAUAUUAAAAACCUCAAUCAGUUCAUUGAGAAGAAUGGGUUCAAGUUGAAUUCUGAAGGGGGAACUCUGAAAGUGAGCCCCGAUGGCCUUCUUCAGCAAAGUUCAACUGUCGCAGAUUCAAUUCAUUUCCAAUUUUCUGAUGGUCUAACUGAAUCAGUCCCCUGCUCCUAUAUCGAGUUUGCUGAGCGCCUGGUGCUGCCUCAGUACAGUAAUCUACCCCUUGAAGAGGUCAAAGAGCAUCACAGGCGAGAUGGAUUUGAGGUUGGAAAUGCUGACAAGAUCUUCGAGAGUACAUCCAAAGAGCAGCUGACCAGGAAGGCUGCAUGAAAGAUUGAUCCUUUACAAUGAUGAAGUGGAUUUCACAUUUGAAGAUCCUCCAAAAAGAAAGGAACAAAAAAUAAAACCUCUUCAGGGAUUAAGUUUAGUGCAUCUAACGAAGUGGUCUUCAAGGCUGAGAUGGUAAUGUAAAUACAUGUGCCACCAUUGGAGGAGUUGGAGCAUGUAUAUAUCUAAUUGAUAGAAAUAAUAACAGAAGGCAGGUCUUAUGGGUAUUCUUUUUUUGGUGGUAUGGGCUCAAUGCAAAUAAGCCACUUUGGAAAUGUGUCCAGUUGACUCUUAGCUGUAGCUGUUGUGGCACAAUAUGCCCAUAAUGAUUUUAUUUCAAUUUAAAAUUAAAUUUUCUUAUCU
Molecule: messenger RNA, 2293 nt
Organism: Prunus dulcis (almond)
Lineage: Eukaryota; Viridiplantae; Streptophyta; Magnoliopsida; Rosales; Rosaceae
Exons: 7
Coding region: 761-1933 (390 amino acids)
Molecular function (GO): oxidoreductase activity
Source: RefSeq, a predicted model, not a curated record